Messenger RNA from Sycon ciliatum, 1225 nucleotides. RefSeq names its product transmembrane protein 128-like. The transcript is spliced from 4 exons. NCBI's taxonomy places the organism in Eukaryota, Metazoa, Porifera, Calcarea, Leucosolenida, Sycettidae. Bases 112 to 603 code for a protein of 163 amino acids. The record is from RefSeq and is a predicted model, not a curated record.
ACAACUCUCUGUAAAAUGCGUAAAAUCACCUCGUACUAUUGUCUGUACUGUAGACAGUAGUCACUAUAUAAAAGUGUAAAGCAAAGUAAAUCAGCAUAAUAUCAGAUGUAAAUGGAUCCCGGAGAGCAUGACCCCGAGCCUGUAUUGCGGAGACGUGUCGAGUUUCCUGAAGAAUUCAAGGAGCAAAUCCGUCAAGUUAUAAUCGAGGAGGAGAGCAAAGCGAAACGGCCGAAAUCGUAUGUGCUGGCAUUUCUGGAGGCCGGUGUGUGGGUGGCCAUAGCAUCUCUGAUCAUCAUCUACACCGAUUUCUUUGAGGAGGUGCAGACAAGUCCCUACAUAAAUAGAUUCUACUUCAACCUGGGUCUCUUCUUUAUCAGUGCGUUUUCGGCCAUUGGUGCGUAUGCCAUCGUGUGGCUGUCAUGGAUCAAAGGUGACGAGAACUGGGAGCGAGUUCCCUCGCUGCUAUUCCCGACUGCUGCCUUCUGCAUAUUGGCUGGAUUAAUAUGUACCACCAUUGGCCUAUGGUCUCUCUGGUCAUGGCUUUCACCGUUCAUCGUCUUCUUCGUCAUGAUGGGAUUCUGCAUGCCAUUGUCAGUUGUAUAACAACCCCUGCUGCCAUCUACAGUUCAAUAUUGCCAGAUGUCCGGAGUGCCAACUCAGGACUGGAAUAGCUGCAUAAUUAUGAGGCAAAGUUCAUAAAAGUAUAAUUCUAUUGAUCCUCAUGAAACUCUGUCCUAUAACCUGGAUUCAAACCAUGCCCCAUGUACUUGGUACAUGUAACUAUGUUUGGCCUUAUCUUCGAGACCAUAAAUCACUGUCAUCAUCAAACUCAUCACCUAAGAAAACAAAAAAAUGUCAUAUUCUACACUUCCUGUGUACUCGCUUCGUUCUACUCCCCUGCGAGUUGAUGGAGUGUUAUGUAUUGUGUUUGUGUUUAGUUUGACCGACGCUUUAGCCAAUUUGAAUUAUUAGAAGUUUUUUAUUAGUUUUUCAAUACAUUCCGGUUCGCUUUUUAAGUGUACAAGUGUGCAAACCAGAAUGCUACCUAUAUUGUAAAAAAUGUACUCAAAGUAUCUCCUUUAAGUUUAACACGCAUAAGUGCAUGCAGGCAACAUGAAGCUCUGUCAUGCGCGAACAGGCCAACUGGCAGCGGUUUAUUUUUGCAUGCAGGCAGCUGUGCAUCAUGGCAGUGAAUUAACAAUGUUGAAAUAGUUUCAGAACAUGA